AUAUAACCAGAAACUCAUUCUAGACAGUUUAUUUUAUAUUAUUUUUUCUCUUCUCUAUAGUGAAUUGUGUUUUGUUCAAAUUAAUCCAAUCCAAGCCAGUUUAAGUGGGUCAGAUUUUUUGUACUCAUUAAGAUGUUGAAUGUGUGAUAUAUGGGUCUGUGUCAGUUACUGACAAGUUCUCUCUGUUUAUAUGGAUUAUGUAAUGACAAUCAUGCAAUAAGCCUGGCAUAAAUUAUUCCUUUUAACCUUUUUCUGUUUCCUCCAAAUUUUCAGCUCCAAUAUGACCAAUAUGAAAUAAGGAUUUUUCAAUUUUCUUUCUUGGUUGUGCUUUCCUUUUCUCUCUUCUUAUCUCCUUCCAAUAAUAAUAGUAGUAAUAAAAGUUUGCCUUUUUAACCAUUUGAAUUGGAUUUCUCUUUUGGCUUUUAUAUUGAACCUAGAAGAAAACUCAGCUAAAAUUUCCUCCAAAUUUGCUGGCUUUCCAAUUUUGGAUUUUCUAUACAAAUUGCUAUUUAUUUGUUUUUUAUUAAUUUUUGGGCAUAAAAUGCCAAAUGCUACCAUCAGUUACAGACUUGCAGUCAUUUUCUUUUCUGGGUUGUUGAGUUUUUUAGUACGAUUCAUUUGUUCCUGUCCAAGCUGUACACCAUUAUUACUCCAAUAUUAUUGAGAAAAUCGUAUUUACUUUCUGGGUUGUGUUUUCUGAUAAAUUUCUUUUCUUGAUUCUUAAAAUUUCAUCUUUAGUUGGUCCUUAAUUUGCUUACCUUUUUUUUUUGGAUUGUUGGGUUGGACUCUAUAGUUAAUGCAUUUUCUUGACGAAAAACCAGAUGGUGUUUGUUCUGUCUUUUGUCGCUUUUCAAUAAAUUUUUAAUCGGCAUUAUUAGUUCCAUAAACCAAAACAUCCUCCAAUCUCAGUCUUGUGCAUUCUUUUUCUCUUUCUUUUGAACUUGAUAAGAUUAAACUCUUUCUGGUAACAAAUUGUCAUCUGGGUUUAAAGUAUAAUAUUUUCUUUCCUUCUAUAAUACCCAAAGUCCAAAUCUUUGAUUCUUGGUUUCAAGUUCAACAAGGGUUAUUGACAAAAGCCAUUUCUUUCGACAGUUAUUUCAAGUUUUAUAUUAUUUAUAUGUCAAAAACUAAACUUCUACAUCUAGGCAUAUCACACUGAUGCAAAUUGAAGGUUUCUUAAGAAAUGGCAAAUCUUGUCCCCGGAGUGCUUCUCAAACUUCUGCAACACAUGAAUACAGAUGUCAGAGUUGCUGGUGAGCAUAGGUCAUCUUUGUUACAGGUAGUGAGUAUUGUACCGGCACUAGCGGGGGGUGAGCUAUUCCCUAACCAAGGGUUUUAUCUCAAGGUAUCAGAUUCAUCUCAUGCCACUUAUGUAUCUUUACCUGAUGAACAUGAUGAUCUCAUUCUUAGUGAUAAAAUCCAACUGGGUCAAUUUAUUCAUGUUGAAAGGCUUGAAUCAGCCUCACCUGUCCCUAUUCUUAGAGGUGUUAGGCCAGUCCCAGGAAGGCACCCUUGUGUAGGGAGCCCAGAAGAUAUUGUAGCUACUCGUUCGCUUGGGUUCCUCAAUAAUAAUAAUCUUGAUUCAAGUUCAGGUUCAAAACAAUUAGAGAAAGUUAAAUCACCUGUAAGAGGGAUUUCAGGCAGUAAUAGUGGAAGAGAGAAGGAAAAACCUGUGGUGGGAGUUAGACUUGAUGGUAACGCCAAUAAGGAGGAUUCAUCAGAUAAGCGAACAUCUUUUAGCAGAUCAAAGUCUCAAUUGUCUAAACCUACAUUGAAUUUGGAUUUGAGGAAGGAAGCUUUGGCAAAAUCAAAAUCAUCAAGUUCAAGGUCUAUUCCUUCCUCUCCUACAAGUUGUUAUUCAUUGCCUACUUCAUUUGAGAAAUUUUCCACUGGGAUUAAGCAUCAGGCAAAGAUUAAGGGGUCGGAGAAGGGAACAACUAAGGCAGGAGUAGCGGAAAAGGCGAAUUCUGUUCGUGGGGCAAGUCCAAGUAAGAGGGUACCAGUCAUCAAGAAUAUAGUUCAAGGGUUUGAGCUGGGGGCCAAAGCCUUAAGAAAGAGUUGGGAAGGGAAUGUGGAGGUGAAGAAUCGGGAGAAUUCAAAAUUAAGGGCAGCUAAACACGAUCCAAAGCCUGAGGCGCGGAGUAUUUCUGCUCCGAGAAAAAGCUUCUCAGGUGAGAGGUUGCCAUCUAAAGAGGACAAUAAGAGCCGACUAUCUGCCAAGUCAUCCAAAGAGGAGAACAGAAAUCCAAUAUCUACAAAGAAAGUUUCUUCAAAUGGAAAUUUGGAUGAUCAUGAGAAGUCAAAUAAGCUAAGAACAUCUGUUGGAAAGAAAUCGUCAGGAGACCUCGGUAAUAAUGGGUUUCCAGGAAACUUGGUCAAGGUUGCAGUAAAUAGUAGGAAAUUGACAGAGGGCAAUGUUACAUGGAGUUCGCUCCCCUCUUCUCUUGCUAAGCUCGGAAAGGAAGUUAUGAAGCAUAGAGAUUCUGCACAGACAGCUGCAAUAGAGGCUAUUCAAGAGGCUUCUGCUGCAGAGAGCUUACUUCAAUGUCUAAGCAUAUACUCUGAGCUAACUUCUACUGCUAAAGAAGAUAACCCACAGCCUGCUGUAGAGCAGUUCUUGACCCUCCAUGCAAGCUUGAAUAAUGCUCGCACGGUUGCUGACUCCCUGUCUAAAAUUAUUCCUGUUGGUUCAUCUCCAGAUUCUGAUGUCAGCCCAUCAGAAGAAGUGCUAAAGGUCACAUCGGAUAGACGUAAGCAUGCAGCCUCUUGGGUCCAAGCUGCAUUGGCCACCAAUUUGUCAUCCUUUUCUGUAUUUACCAAAGAAGCAACCUCAGCACCCACUACGGGGCAAAAGACUUAUAGUAACAAUCAACCCAUUUUAGUCCUUGAAAAUUCUUCUAAGAAUGCAUCAACAAAAAUGUCAGGGAAAAACCGCCCAACAGUUGUCUCCAAGCUUGUAGCAACAGGAGCUUUUCGCAAAUCAGGUGAUAGUUCUACCAUCACUCAGAAGAUGCUGCCCCAACCUCCACCUGAGUGGAUCAAAGGAGAUGGCCUUGAUGAGGCUGUCGAUUUGGCUGAAAUGUUGAGAACCCAGUCCCAGGAUUGGUUCCUGGGAUUUGUGGAGAGGUUCUUAGAUGCUGAUGUGGAUUCCUCAACUUUAUCAGAUAAUGGUCAAAUAGCAGGCAUGCUAACUCAGCUGAAGAGUGUGAAUGACUGGUUAGAUGAGAUUGGUGGGUCAAACAAGGAUGAAACGGAAACAUCCCAUGUUUCGUCGGAGACAGUCGACAGGCUAAGAAAGAAGAUUUAUGAAUAUCUUCUUACUCACGUUGAAUCUGCUGCUGCUGCAUUAGGUGGCGGAUCACAAUCAUCCCCAAGGCUUCGAAGUAUAGACAUGAAAACAAAAAGGUGAUUUUUAACUAGUUUGUGCUUGGCCAUGUGAAAUGCAACAUUAGUGAUGCAUAUACAAUAGCAACAUUCCCAUUAUAGUUGUGUCCUUAACCACCAAGUGGGCGAAGGACAUGAGGUUUUCUAAUUUAUGUACAUAAAUCCUACAUGGGUUUGAGGUAUAGAUGGGUGGUCCUUGUUAAGUUAUGAAAGAAAGCAUUUAAGUGUGAAGUGGAAGGAGUUUUUCUUCGAAAAUAUUCUCAUUGGCAUUUGUUUUCUGAAAUUAUACAUAAAUUUAAACAGUUCGAUAAGUGAAAA
Molecule: messenger RNA, 3702 nt
Organism: Jatropha curcas
Lineage: Eukaryota; Viridiplantae; Streptophyta; Magnoliopsida; Malpighiales; Euphorbiaceae
Product: GPI-anchored adhesin-like protein, putative (DUF936)
Source: RefSeq, a predicted model, not a curated record